Jatropha curcas is the source of this 1022-nucleotide messenger RNA. It is a transcript of the gene PDF1A, whose product is annotated as peptide deformylase 1A. Gene Ontology annotation, molecular function: peptide deformylase activity. Lineage: Eukaryota; Viridiplantae; Streptophyta; Magnoliopsida; Malpighiales; Euphorbiaceae. Gene Ontology annotation, cellular component: chloroplast; mitochondrion. The record is from RefSeq and is a predicted model, not a curated record. Gene Ontology annotation, biological process: peptidyl-methionine modification; N-terminal protein amino acid modification.
UAAACCCACUGCCCAAACCCAAAGUCUGUCUGAACAACCAAACUCCUCCACCCAUGGAGACACUCCAACGAUUCUCCCUCCGUCUCCUCCCGAUAUCUCUGGCAGAGAAAUGCCUCAAUCCCUACACCCAUGGAGUCCCUCGAGCGGUCACGCUCGCUCCGUUAUCUCGUUUUGCCCGAAUGUCCAUUUCCAAACCCGAAUUUUUAAGCUCGAACCCCAAAUCCACGUUCCAUAACUCUUUCUCCUCCUCUUUAACUGCCAAGGCGGGUUGGUUUCUGGGUCUUGGAGAGAAGAAGAAAACAAGCUUUCCAGAUAUCGUUAAAGCUGGUGAUCCGGUUUUACAUGAGCCGGCCCGAGAAGUUGACCCGGAGGAAAUCGGGUCAGAAAGGAUUCAGAAGAUAAUUGAUGAUAUGAUUAAGGCUAUGAGAAUGGCUCCUGGCGUUGGGCUUGCUGCUCCCCAGAUUGGAGUCCCUUUAAGGAUCAUAGUUUUAGAAGAUACAAAAGAAUAUAUCAGGUAUGCACCUAAGGAAGAGACUAAAGCACAGGAUAGACGCCCUUUUGAUCUUCUGGUGAUCCUGAACCCAAAGCUUGAAAAAAAGAGUAACAGAACUGCAUUCUUUUUUGAAGGGUGUUUAAGUGUUGAUGGAUUCAGAGCAGUAGUGGAGCGAUAUCUUGAUGUUGAGGUUACAGGUUUGAGUCGUUAUGGCCAGCCAAUCAAAGUGAAUGCUUCUGGCUGGCAGGCUCGCAUUUUACAGCAUGAGUGCGACCAUUUGGAUGGAACUCUUUAUGUUGAUAAGAUGGUCCCAAGAACAUUUAGAACUAUAGAAAACUUGGAUUUGCCUCUUGCUGAGGGAUGCCCCAAUCUUGGCGCCCGAUAAUUUCUGCUAAAUCUGCAAAGAAUGGUCUGAAGAAUGCCAAGAACCAGGGUUUAAAAACCAUUUCCUUGGGCUUAGCAGACUCCAGCAAUGCUUCUUUAUGAGGUUGCCUUUUCUUUUUCUUUUUUUUUUUUUUUUUUUGAGGGU